Penicillium paradoxum is the source of this 561-nucleotide messenger RNA. RefSeq names its product AMP-dependent synthetase/ligase. The record is from RefSeq and is a predicted model, not a curated record. Gene Ontology annotation, molecular function: phosphopantetheine binding. Gene Ontology annotation, biological process: secondary metabolite biosynthetic process; amino acid activation for nonribosomal peptide biosynthetic process. Bases 1 to 561 code for a protein of 186 amino acids. NCBI's taxonomy places the organism in Eukaryota, Fungi, Ascomycota, Eurotiomycetes, Eurotiales, Aspergillaceae. The transcript has a single exon. Gene Ontology annotation, cellular component: cytoplasm.
AUGGACACUGUGGUGGAUAGUGUCUGCCGCGCACUUUGCCAUUUCCAAGGAUGUCCACGACCAAGCGAUAUCACGGUCACAACCCUUCCUACUGCAUCUUGGGCACCGUGCCUUACGAGGCGCCUCGCUGUUGAUGAUGUCACAGUUGGCGAGGUGGUGAGUGACCGCGACAUCGACCUCCCCAAUGCUGAUGCAGUCAUUGGACCAUUGUGGCAAUAUGUACCAGUGCGGGUCAAGUUUGCAAAUGAAGGGAGUGCUAUGGAUCUUUUGCGAUUUUUGAAACGACAGCUUCUUGAGAGCGCAAACUUCGAAGGAAUUGGCCUGAAACAAAUCCAGAACUGCACUGACUGGCCGGAGACAGUUGACUGGUUCCAUUCGGUUGUACAUCAGGAUAUUGACAACGUGGAGGACCUAUCUGUUAUGGCAGCCAGUAGUCGCAUGCAGACUAUCUACCCACAUUUUGCACCGUUAUGGGAGAUUGAGAGACAGCCAUUCCCAAAAGGUGACACUCAGUGCAUCGAGGUGGUCGUGGUCGGAGUUUGCCGUAUCUCUGCUGGAUGA